Messenger RNA from Acanthochromis polyacanthus (spiny chromis), 2183 nucleotides. RefSeq names its product B-cell receptor CD22-like. Lineage: Eukaryota; Metazoa; Chordata; Actinopteri; Pomacentridae. The transcript has 11 exons. Bases 69 to 1655 code for a protein of 528 amino acids. The record is from RefSeq and is a predicted model, not a curated record.
ACAAAACUUCACCCCUAAGAAUGAACAAAUCAAUAAGUGAGUUUCUGUCAAGAGGUUCAUUUUAAACAAUGGAGAGCUUGGUUCUGAUUAUUCUGAUUACCCUGCCAGGUGUGUGGAGUGGAGACUGGGGGGUGACACUUGAAAACCAAUGUGCCUUAAGAGGGACAUCAGUGGUUUUGAAGUGCGACUAUGACUAUCCUUCAGGUCACACUGUCACCUCAGUGAGCUGGUCUAAAGCUCAGUAUGUAUCUAAUAGCUGGAGGCUGGUUGCUCUUUCUCAGCUUUUUUCACCUCUGAAGUUUAACUAUGUAGGAAACAAACAGGGUGACUGUGAUCUGAGGAUCAAUAAUGUACGGUUCACUGAUGAAGGACACUAUCACUUUAGCUUUGAGACAAGACGCGACAGAUGGAGCAGCAAAACAUUUUCCUAUUUGUUUGUGAGAGGACUGACCGCUGUGGUGUGGCCAAACACUGUGACGGAAGGAGAAGAUGUCAGACUGAUCUGUCAUUCAGGUUGUCCUCAAACCACCGAAUUCGUCUGGUUCAGAGAUGGACAACCGGUAUCGGCUUCAGAGUUUCAAGCCACCAGUGAGGAUGCUGGAAAAUAUCAUUGUGCUGUCAAAGGACAAGAGACGGCCAAAUCUGCUUCUGUGGCUCUGAACGUUCGAUACAGUCCCAAGAAGGUGACUCUGUCAGUGAGUCCUUCAGCAGACAUCAUCAAAGGAGACACGCUGACUUUCAGCUGCAGCAGCGACGCCAACCCUCCUGUAGCAGAAACAGGAUACAGCCUGUUUAAGGACGGACAGUUUGUCAGCUCUGGGCAGGAACACACCAUCUCCGAGGUGCAGCUUGGCCACAGUGGACGGUACCACUGCCAGGCCUGGAAUAACAUCACCUGGAGGGGCAGCAACCUGUUCAACUCCACAGAGGUUCUCCUUGAUGUCCACUAUCAUCCAACGAACACUUCAGUUUCAGUGGUUCCUGAACGUGCCCUGGAGGGCAGCAGUGUGAAUCUGACCUGCAGCAGUGAUGCGAACCCUCCGGUUGACAGCUACACCUGGUACAAGAUGGCAGCUUCUUCCAGCUCCAUGACCCAGGUGGGCUCAGGACAGACGCUGUUUCUGCCCUCGAUGCAGGCGUCUCACACCGGGCUCUACCUCUGCCUGGUCAGAAACAGUGUGGGGGAAAACAACUCCACUGAAGUUCUGCUCUCAAUGGCAGAAAAGCAGCAAGGCAGCCCAUCCAUCCCAGUCUUGGUUGGAAUCGGAGUCUCUCUUUGCAUCACACUUGUGAUUGUGCUGCUUUUGCUCCGGAGGAAACGGAGGCGCAACACAGGGGAAAAACAGCCUGUGUUUGACUCCGUGCUCAGUAGAUCUCAGUCUUCAGCCACUGAAGAUCCAUCUGAUGCUGUUUAUGCCAACAUCCUGACGUCUACAACCUCUGCUCCUCUGGCCAUCAGUUCUGCUUCACCAAGGAACUCACACUCUCAUGGCUCCACAUCUUAUGAAGAUGAGGUUCUUUACUCCACUGUGACCAUCAAACCAAAAAACACCAAACCUGUCACAGACAGCAGCCGAGCAGCUCAGGACUCCUGGUCCACCUCAGGGGAGAACAGCGACUCUGUGAUUUAUGCCGCUGUGGUUACGACCCGCUGAGGUUCAUCUUCUUCUCACCUGACAUGAAAAAUUCAAACCUCAGUGUCUCAGGGAGGUUAAACUGAGAUCUUUGUGCAAUAGUCUUGAAACACACAUGCUUUCACAAGUGUUAAAGGUUUCCAAAUAUCAUUAUAUUAUGCUUUGUGUUUUUUAUUUAUUUAUUUAGAAUCUGUGUUUUUUGCAAGGGCUUAUGUUGCAGAACCAGUUUAGUGUAACAUUAACUGCAAGUGUUUCAUUUUUACCUUGAGUAUUUAUGAUAUUCUUAAAGGACUUCUGUCUUUAUUUCUUUUUCAGUAUAAUUGUUGUAAAAGUCACAGCUCAUACAAAACCAUGUGAUAUUGUUUUGCAUCACUGUGAGCAAGUUGUUUUCAAUUAACCUGUUUCAAUGUAUUACAGAAUUCAUAAACAAAUAAAAGUGUUUAUUUCUCUUAGACACAUUUUAUUUCUUAUGAAUGUGAAAUGUAUUUAAAUGUUGUUUCAAAAGGAACUCCUGUUGGGGACCAUUUGAAUAAAUUUGUAUGAAUUGUC